CCGGAGUUGGGAUCGUCAGUUUUCAUUGGCGAGCUCGUUCUUAGAUGAGGAAAACCCGGUAAGGACAGACACCAGCGUGAGUGAGUGUUGAUAAUUUCAUUUGUUGUCGAGUAGCCAUAGGCUGAGGAGACUUUAAGUCUAGAACAGACGACGGCUGAUUCAAAUUCUCCAUGUUAAUUAGUUUUUUUUCGUAGUUGAGUGUAACAAAAGACGGGAAACCUGAGAUUUAAAAUGUGGGGACAUUACUCUAGUGGAUUUGGUACUAGAUAUUUUAAGCCAGAAGACUUAUUAGAAGAUUUUUUUUUUUAUAAAUAUUUUAGUGGCUCGCAGAAUUAUUGUACCAAGAGAAGAGUUAAGAAAACUGUUAAUCGUCCGAUGGCAGGAACUGGUGGUGGUUCUGAUGCUGAUGGUGUUGGUUUAAAUAAUUUAGCCGCCAUGCAAGAUCACAGCUCGGAUAAAUAUUUUUCAAAAAGUGAAAAACAGCAGCAACAAAAAGAAACGAUGGUUUGCUUUAACUGCGGAUUGCGUUGGCACAUCAAGGUACGCUGCCCUGCUGAAGGUAAAACGUGUUUGAAAUGCGGAGAACAAAAUCAUUUCGCGCGUGUCUGUCGUUCAACUGAGAAAACUCUGGGUAGUGUCACAAUGAAGAAGAAUGCCGCGACUGCUGGUAGUCCUGCGUCAAAGCCCAAGAAAAUGAAGGAAAAUUCGCCGAUCAAAGCUCCUGGUGCUGAAAAAUCUGCUGGAACUGCAGAUACUAAAAAUUUAAAAACUUCAACGAAAACAAGUGAAUCUCAGCUGCAUGCUAAUAAAUUAAACGUUAAGCACGAGAACAAAGAACUGAACAACAACGACAGCAAAAUGGCGCCCAAAGAAAACGCCGCGCAAUCAAAGACGGCAACAGAAAAUAUGCCUGCGAAAUCAGAUCAUGAAUCUGAUGAUAAUUUAAAAUAUGAAAAGCAUCAACAAUUAAUGAAAGAGAAGAAAGAUGAGGCGAAUACUUUGUACAAACAAAAGAAAUACAAACUCGCUUUGUCUCAAUACACUAGACUCAUUGAGCUUUGUCCAUCGGAACUAAACUACGGUAAUCGUGCCGCCUGCUACAUUAUGAUGGAACGUUACGAAGAUGCUUUAGUUGAUGCAAAAAAAUCCGUCGAGCUCAACUCGUCAUAUAUUAAAGGAUAUGAGAGAACGAUUAGAUGCCUAAUAGAGUUAGGCCACAUGAUUGAUGUUAACAUUUGGGUCGUAAAACUUGAAUCUGUUGAUCAGAAAAACGAACGACUGGUUAUCGAACGAGAAAAAAUUAAUGACGUCACUCGGUACUUGAAAAAAAUUGAUGACAAGUUUUCUGAAAAAAAUUACACUGAGGCUGCGAAGUACUUGGACAAAUUGAUAAAAAUAAGUUCCCAAUGUGUGAGCUACAAAAUAAAAAAAGCCGAGUGUUUGGCGUUAAUGGAAAAAUUCAAAGAAGCUAAGACACUUAUCAACGACGUACUCAAGUACAAUAGAUCAAAUCCCGACGCGGUAUACAUUCUUGGCCUCUGUUUGUAUCACUUGGAUACUGAUCGAGCUGUUGCGCAACUAAAAGAAGUUCUUCGUUUAGCUCCUGAUCAUUCUGAUGCAUUGAAAUUAUACAAAAAAGCCAAAGUUCUGAUUGACAAAAAAAAUGAAGGCAACAAUGCGUUCGUUCACAAGAAAUAUAUCAAAGCACAUCAUAUAUAUACUGAAGCUUUGGGAAUCGAUCCGAGUAAUCGAGGAAUGAUGAAGAAGUUUUAUUACAAUUUAGCUCAAGCCUCUUACAAGUUGCAGAAAAUUACUAGAUGCAUUGAAGAAUGCACAAAAGCUUUGAAUAUUGAUCCAAAUUACGCCAAAGCUUUACUGAGAAGAGGCCAGUGCCACCUUGAUAACAAAGAUUAUGAAGAAGCGGUCGCUGAUUUAUCGAAGUCGUUGGAUAUUGAUUCUAACUCUGAGUGCCAGAGAUUAUUGGAAACGGCUAGAAAAUUGCUUGUCAAAGCAAAGUCUGACUAUCAUGGAAUAUUAGGAAUUAAAAGUAAUGCUUCACAAGCUGAUAUCAAGAAAGCAUAUCGCGAAAAAGCUCUCCAGCAUCACCCAGAUCGGCAUUCAAAUUCAACGGCUGAAGAAAAAGCACGUAAUGAAAAACAAUUCAAAGAGAUAACGCGCGCGUACAGAUCACUCACCAAUGGUUCUACAUCAAGGAGAGACGAUUCUGAGGAUGAUUGUUCUUACAACUAUUCUUUCGAACGCUACAUGUUCCGAUUCAUGUUUGAAGAAAUGUUCCGUUCACGCGGAAGAUACACACUUUGAAUAUUAAUAUUUUAUUUUAUUUAUCGCACUACUAUUUUAUUUAAAAAUAAUCAAUCGAACGUUUAAAUUUUUAAGGAAAAUAAGUUGAUAAUUACUUUUAAGUUUUUUAAAGCUACAGUAUAUUUUUUCAUAAUUUAGAUAUUUUAAAAUAUCUAAAAUAAUAAAAGUAA
Molecule: messenger RNA, 2492 nt
Organism: Microplitis demolitor
Lineage: Eukaryota; Metazoa; Arthropoda; Insecta; Hymenoptera; Braconidae
Product: dnaJ homolog subfamily C member 7
Exons: 11
Coding region: 232-2322 (696 amino acids)
Molecular function (GO): protein binding; nucleic acid binding; zinc ion binding
Source: RefSeq, a predicted model, not a curated record